Molecule: messenger RNA, 4858 nt
Organism: Oncorhynchus mykiss (rainbow trout)
Lineage: Eukaryota; Metazoa; Chordata; Actinopteri; Salmoniformes; Salmonidae
Source: RefSeq, a predicted model, not a curated record
AUUCUGGGACAUUUGUUUUUGUCUCAACUGCUCGCUUUUUAUGAAGUCAGUGGACGAAUGUGUUCAGUUAUCUACUUUUAAUCACCCAAAUAUUUUAUUUUAUUAAAUUACCUUCACAUUUUGUGAUAUUUUUAAGAUGUAUUUGUUGUGACCUUUGUAAUGAACUUUGGUCUCUACGGUGACUGCCUGAGAUCAAAAUAGUAGAGCACUGUUUAUAAACACUGCGCUCUGGAUAAAACGUACAGUUAUUAAUUGGAUAAGGAGCCUAAUGCUAUCCGGGGAGCAACCAUGGCGAAAUAUGUACUCGGCAUAGACAUAGGAACUACUUCAAUCAAGGUCGUGUUACUUGAUAUUAACUCAAAAACAGUAACGGAUAGCUUCUCUUUGCCAACCAAGGCAUAUAUCGUCAGCGACGAAACGCAUGCCAAAGAGCAGGACUCUGUACAAAUCAUAACGACUCUGAAUGAGUGCAUUGCCUCUCUGCCCAUAGACAAGCUCCAGAAUGUCAGUAGAAUUGGGGUGUCUGGACAAAUGCAUGGGGUUGUAUUCUGGAAAGCACAAACAGUCCUGUACCAUCACUGUCUACCCUCAGGCUGUAAUUGGUCAGGUGGAGACAGCCGCCACCACUUCAGCCCUAGAGACACCAGUCAUCUAAUCACCUGGCAGGAUGGGCGCUGCAACAGUGAUUUCCUGUCUACUCUUCCAAACCCAGACUCACAUCUCAGCAUAGCCACAGGCUUUGGUUGUGCCACUAUCUUCUGGUACAUGAAAUACAGGCCGGAGUUCCUGUCUGACUUCAUGGUGGCAGGAACCAUCCAUGACUAUGUGGUGUCCAUGCUGUGUGGCUUGGAUAGCUGUGUCAUGACUGGCCAGAAUGCAGCCAGCUGGGGCUACUUCAACACUGCCACCAACCAGUGGAACAUAGACAUUCUGAAGGAUGCUGGCUUUCCUGUGCACCUGCUCCCUGAGUGUGUGCCGUCUGGCUGCAUGGCUGGUCAGACGUGCUGUGAGUGGCAUGGCGUCCCUGCCAGCACACCUGUAGGGGCAGCCCUGGGGGACUUCCAGUGUUCUGUCUACUCCAGCAUGACUGACAGGACGGAAGCAGUUCUCAAUAUAAGCACUUCAGCCCAGCUGACCUAUGCCAUGCCACUUGACUUCACUCCGCCAAAUAUCCCUGAUCCCACCUCUUCCAUCUCCUACUUCCCUUACUUUGAUGGCUCCUACUUGGCGGUGGCAGCAUCACUCAACGGAGGGAACGUGAUGGCCACUCUUGUAGGCAUGCUGAGUGGCUGGAUGAACGAGCUAGAGGUGGAAGUGAGCGACUCCAGCUUGUAUGAGAAGCUGAUCAGAUGUGCCCUUGGAGUGGACAGUAGUGACCUGAGGGUUAGUCCUACCAUCCUGGGGGAAAGACAUGACCCGCUCAGCCUGGGCCAGGUGUCCAACAUACACCCUUCCAACCUCUCCCUGGGCCACAUGACCAGAGCGGUGUGCCGUGGUGUUCUGGACAAUAUCACCUGCAUGAUGCACCCGGUCUUCCUGCUGGAGGCCGGAGUGCAAAGGAUCAAGGGCAGUGGGAGUGCCUUAUCCCGUAACGCAGUACUCAGACAGGAAGCAGAAAGGGCGUUUCCUCUGCCUGUGGAAUAUGGACAGGAUGUGGACUCAGCUGUGGGUGUGGCGAUAGUCUUUCAUGACAGAAUGGAUAUCCUCAGACAUGUUUAUUAAUGAAUACUAUUGGAAAUUCAUAGUGCAAUCUCCAAUCAAGAUGAUGUCUCACAUUUAUAGUAUGAACUAAAAGUUUAAUUAGGCCUAUAGUAAGUGGUAAUUGGUAAUGUAUAGUUAACUACAGUAAAAAAAAGUACUUUAUUAAUGUUUGCAUUAGUGCACUUGAAAUUUCAACUAAAACAUUGUUCUGCUACUGCUAGCUUACAUAUCAGUGUUAUUAGAAAUAAUUACUUAGGUACGAUUUUAGUAUUGAUAAUGAUUACAACUGUUUUUACUUAAUGAUUCAAUUGUUAUGUUAUAAUGGCAUGUAAAUAAAUCCUAAAUCUUGUUGAUGCCUCUAACUAUAUAUCAGUCUAUUCUAAUCAGCAGAGGUUUUCUGACCACAAUAUUAGUCACAGGAACAGACUCACCAACAACAAAGCAUGUUGGUAGAGCUGAGAAAAGGCAGACUCUCGGGAAGCUCUGCAAAGUGGUUCUGAAAGAAAGAAGAACUGAAUGUUAUAUGUCAUAUGAAAGGAGAAGUAAACCCCCUGUGAUGAGACAUUCAAAACAAUAAACCAUCGGUGUGAGGAGUCAUUAUGAGCAAGGCAAUGGACCUAGAGUACCCUACCUUCUCUCUGGAGACAGUUGACAGGAAGAAUGAUGAGAGGGCACAGAGCAGACAGGUGAAGAAGCCUGACCACCAUGGACUCAGACUAACAGGAGGAACUGGAGAAGGCCAUACCAAAGAUAAGAUUCAAUCUCAACUUUGACAAGAAAAUAAAAGGUUUGGAGGAGAACAAAGAGGAGGGGGCGCUGUUUGAGGCUGUGUCCACUGGGAAUGUCAUGAAGCUUGAGGGUCUGGUUCAGUACCUGCAUCAGUCCAUGAAGAAGCUCUCCAACACUGAGUGUUAGGCAGACUGUGUAUUAUAUUCUGUAGUAUUGUAUAAUGUUUGCAUUUUAGGAUACCAUUGUACAUUAGUACUUUACAGCUUCAUGUUCAUGUCAUGUAAAUGGAUAAUAUUUUUAGUCUGUGUAUUCUUUUAUACUCCAUUCUUUCACCUCCGGCUCUCCUAGAUCAAUCGUAUGGUAAAAACACCCUGCUGAAGGCUCUACUGAAUCUGAGAGACGGCAGAAAUAACGCAAUUACAUUUCUCCUUGACAUCUCAAAGAAGAUGGGGGACAUCAAAUCAUUUAUAAAUGUAGCAUACACCGACAGCUAUUACAAAGGGCAAACAGCCCUUCAUAUUGCCAUUGAGAGAAGGAGCGCCUAUUCUGUUCAGCUAUUGAUCAAGGAAGGAGCAGAAGUCCAUGCCGAAGCCUGUGGGAAAUUCUUCCAGCCUCAUGAUCUACUCAGCUUCUACUGUAGUUUGGUGAGCUGACUCUGCCCCUGGCUGUUUGCACCAACCAGUCUGAGGUAGAUGACUUCCUGCUGGAGAACUCCUACCAUUGGGUGGAUGUGAGAGAGAGGGACUCCCUGGGUAACAUGGUGCUGCAUGCCCUGGUGGUGGUGUCAACUGAUAACACACCAGAGAACACGGACUUCAUCGCCUCCAUGUACGACUACAUCACCUCACCACUGCUGCUCGCCUGCACCCCAGGUGGAGGCUGGAGGACUUGGACAACAACCAUGGCCUGACGCCUAUAAAACUGUCUGCCAAGUUUGGCAAGAUCAGGCUGUUUGAGAACAUGAUGCAUCAUGAGUUUCAUGAGAGGGAGACCAGACACCUGUCCCGAUAAUUCACUGAGUGGGUGUACAGACCUGUCCCUUCCUCCCUGGACGAUUUGGCCUCACUGUGACUCCUAGGAGAAGAAUUCUGCCCUGGAGAUUGUCUACAGCGUUAAUAUAAUAAGGAUCAAAUCAUUAGCCCCAUUUGGUGCUACAACGCAUCCGUUGUCCUGAUCUUGUUCACAUGUAUCUACACUGUGUCUGCAUUUUGACCAGAUUUCCUGAUCCCUCCCUGUAUGCAAAUUAUUUCAGAAAUAUUCUUUCAAAAUAAUAUGUAUUUAUUUAAAGACACAUAUUGAUGGCCUGAGAAAAUGGUGCCUCCUGUCAAUGAUUUAAGAGGGCUGGAUAAUGAUUAUUUAAAUGGUUUCACUGUUCAGCUCCGUCUACACACAAUGUGCCUGACUACAUUCGGAGGUGGUCAGGAAGAUCAGAUCACAAUGCAUCUUUUAAUCGUCUAAACCUGUCUAGAAAAGUGGGUACAAUCAGAAUGUGUACAAGAUUAAGGACAUGUUAGCACCAGGUUUAAAUGGGGCUCUAAAUGCCAUCUCCUGUCGUUGUGCCCUUGAGAAAGGCACUCAACCCUUAUCUGCUCCAGGGGUGCUGCGUGGUGGUUGACCCUGUGCUCCAACCUCUCUGUGGGUGUGUCUCGGGGGUACGUGUACUGUAAGAAAAUGCAUUUCAAGAGAAAGAGAGACCAAAAGUAAGACCUACUUGCAUCAAAGUGUGAUUCUACCCACUGGGCACAGAUGUCAAUUCAACAUCUAUUCCACAUUGGUUCAACUUAAUUUAAUUGAAAUGAUGCGGAAACAACGUUGAUUCAACCAAUGUGUGCCCAGUGGGUAGUAGUAUCCAUUUUAUUUUAGAAUCGCCAUGCGAUGCUCAAAAUUGAGCCUCUGAACUGGAGGAGUGGGACAAGUUCGCUGCUCAGAUGUUUUUCUUAACCGCCUACAAGAGGAAGAAGGGAACGGUGAGGUCUUUCUGCAUGAUCACAAUAAGAUACAUUAUUCUAGCAUUAUUCUAGCUGAAACUGAGCAACUCAGUUUGGAUCCAGGCGAACAUCAUGUAGGAGAUCAAAUCAGUGUUGCCAAAGUGCUGUCCAUAGAAACAAUUUUCACUUCAGCUCAAUUUCUCUCACUCUCUGAUAUCCAGCCACCUUUUACUCUGGAGCAUACCAGACAGUAAUUCCUGAGUCUAGCGGGUCAACUUUUUACAGCAGUAGAAGCCUGUCACUUAUUCCCAGGAGGGGUGUGUGCAUGUGUGAUGUGUGAUUUUACAUACUGUAUGUGUGAAAGCCAUCCUAAGCCAUGCCAUGUGUGGCUAGGAAAUUAGUGUUUCAUACUGUAAGUGUCUGUAAGGGAUUUCCUCCUCUUCUUCCGAAGAGGAGAGGUGAAAAGGAUCGGAGGACCAAUAUGCGGCGUGGUAAGUGUC